AGCUGACUGCUCUUGCUCUGAGCUCUCGUCGGCCAAGAAAAAAAAAGAAGUCUCGCACUCCCCUCCCCCCUCUCGACCCCUCCGCCUCCUCCCCCACCGGUCACUGCCCCGCCCCGCCCCAGGCCUCGCCGGAACCCUAACCCUAGCGUCGGGAGGUGGAGCCAGGUCCAACCCCAUGCGGCCGCCCGCACCGUACCGACGGGACGCAGGUCUUUGGAAUUGAAGUGACUGGAAGGGCAGCGUUAUCCAAUCUGAAGGGGGCUCAUGCCCUAGAAUUCAGAGUGGGGUUGUUAGGGUAGACUGUGUUAUGGAUUCCGGCAGCAGUUCAUUUUCUAGAACACGAAGUGGGCUUGUAAGGAGAAAAGGAAUUUUUGCUCCCAAUAAAGCCUCAUGUUCGAGAACACGAAGUGGGCUUUUAAGGGUGAAGAGCUUUAUGCGCUCUAGGGAUGGUUCGUGUUCUAGAACACGUAGCGGGCUUGUAAGGAUAAAGAGUUUUAAGGAUUCCAGUGACAGUUCAUGUUCUAGGACACAAAGUGAUCCUGUAAGAGGAAGCCCCCAUGUUGUUGAGGAUCUAAUUGAGGAUGAAGCAGUCUUGAAGGGGUCUCCUGAAGAAUGGGUGACAGAAGACUCGCCUGUGAGAACACGAAAUGGGCUUGUCAGAGGAAGCCCUGCUUACAAGGCUGUAGCCAUGGAGGAACCAGUCACGAAGAGGUUUCCUGAUGGAUGCUUGAAUGAUGAAAUGCCUUCUAGAACACGGAGUGGGCUUGUUAGAAAAAGCCCUACUGUCAAGGCUGUAAGAAAGGAUGGACCCGUCAUUAAUGUGUUUCCUGAUGGAUGUCAUGGAGAAGACAUGCCUGAUGGAAUACGAAGUGGGCUUGUCACAGGAAGCCCUGCCAUCAAGAUUCAAAGCAAGGAUCAACCAGUCAUUAAGGGGUUGGCUGAUGGGUGGCUGAAAGAAGGCACGCCUCUUAGAACUCGAAGUGGCCUUGUCAGAGGAAGCCUUGCUGCUAAGGCUCCAGUUAGGGCUAAACUAGUCACAAAGGGGCAGCCCAAUGGAUGGACGACAAACGAGAAGCCUACUGGGACACAAAGUGGUCUUGUCAGAGGAACACCUGCUGCCAAGACUCAAAGCAAGAAUGAAAGAGUCAUCGAGGGGCUGCCUGAUGGAUGGCUCAAAGAAUACAGGCCAAGAAAGACUGGAUCGUUUCAGGAUCCGUUCUACAUUGAUCCAGUCAGUGGAUAUGAAUUUCGCUCUCUGAAGGAUGUGCACCGUUAUCUUGAAACGGGAGAUAUUAACCAAUGCAUUAUGAGACCAAAGAAGAGCACCACCAUCUGUGAUGUUCAUAUAACAGAAAGCCAACCUCAUACAAUUACAUCAUCGCAACACACAAGGCCAAGUACUGCGGAUAAGGGUAUUCAGUGUGAAAUAUUAACUUCAGAAGGUAUCAUGGUGCUGUGGGAGGAACUAGUUACACCUUAUAGUGGAAAUGAUACUGAACAUACUGUGUUACCAGAAUCUGAGAACUUGAAAGCAAUGCAAGGGAAUGGCGAUAAGCUUGAAACUUUGGAACACACGAAUGUUCAACCAGUCUCUGCACAACGUGGUCCAAGGCAAACCAAAUCGCUUAAAAGGAAAGAACAAAAUGUAGAGGUGAAAUCCAAGAAGCAUAAAACCAGUUCUGCGGUGACACCUGUUCGAGUGUCACCCCGUCUAGCUGCUCUGAAUGUUCAGCAGGAAUUAAGCAUCGAGCCUGAAGAUGAACCGAUUAAUGUAAAUCCUGUAAAUCUGGUACGGACUAUGGAAGAGAACUCUAACGAUCAGUCACAGAUGAGCCAAUCAGGCACCUUGAAUCAAAUACAUGGUAAUCUGGAAAGCACUUCAAAUCAGUUACAGUUGAGUCAAGCAGACACUGCUAAAGGAACGGAGGCUAUUCAGGAAAACACUACCAAUCAUUCACAGCCGAGCCAAGCAUUAACUGUGGAUCAUACAGAGACAAAUCAGGAAAAAACUGCCAAUCAGGUGGAGUCAAUCCUAGCAGAUAUUCCUGUUCUGCAUGACAGAUCCAUUACAGACCAUGCAGAUAUUCCAAUACAGACAAUGCAGGAAUGCACUACAGAUCCAUUGACCCAAGCAGACAUUUUGAAUCAUAUACAGACGGAUCAGGAAUACACUGCUAGUCGAUUACAGUCGAGCCAAGCAGGCACCGUCAUUCCGGCACGGCCUUUUCAGGAAUACAAUAUUGACUAUUCACAACCGGGCAAAGCUGACACUAUAAAUCAAAUACAGGCCAAUCAGGAAACCACUUGCGAUGAGUUUCACUUAAGCCAAGUAGACACUGUGACUGAAAUGCAGAUAAUUCAGGAGAACAUGACAAGGCAAUCACAAAUGAGCCAAGCAGACGCUGUGGGUCAGAUACACAUUGAUCUGGAAAGCACAAUAGGUUACUCACAGCCGAGCAAAGCUGACACUAUAAAUCAACUACAAGCCAAUCAGGAAAACACUGCUGAUCAGUUACAUUUUAGCCAGGUUGACUGUGUCACUCAAAUUGAGAUAAUACAGGGAAACAUGUGCAAGAAUCCACAACUGAGCCAAGAAGACUCUGUGGAUCAGAUACACAUCAAUCUGGAAGACACUACCAAUCACUUGCAACCAAACUAUGCUGAAAAUUCUAUGCUCCAGGCUGGUUUCUCUUGGGCUCCUGAACAAAAUGGUGGAGCCUCUAUUACAGAUUUCUGGAAAAAUGUUGAAAAUCAGGACUCAUCGGUUCCCAUGCCAGUAGAUGGAUCAACUGUUGCAAGCUUUCCAGCAAAUGUUAGAUUCCAAAAUGCAGCAGGAGCAGAAGAACCUGCUUUGCCAGUGCAGUCAGCUGCGCCUGAAACAUGUUCUGAUCAGUCCGGGUUGGCCUUUCAAUCUCUUUUUGGAAAUGCCUGGUCAGAUCCUUGCAUCGAGUUUGCUUUCAAGACCCUCACAGGCGACAUUCCUGUUCUGGAUGACACGAUAGCCGUCACAGACUACUUCCCAGAGCAACAAGACUUGAAUAAAGAUCCAUCACCAAAUUGUUCUGCUUCUGUUUUGGAUAAUACCAGAAACCACACACAAGUAGAUGUCAACCUCCCAGCACCUAUGCCAUCGGAUAAGCUCUACAAUGGCAGUUGGUUCCCUCCCCAGUGAAUUACUUGAGGGAACCAAAACAAAGAAAAAAAGGCAAUAACAUUUUGUACCAUUGAAAGGUAAAUCAGAGGGAAGGCUAGUCGCAAAACCGAACCCAAAGCAUAGUCUCUUACACUUGUUAGCGCUCUGAUCUGAAUUUGUAAUCCCAGUGGGGGGGGGAUACAUGAUGUAAAAAGACUAGUUUGUCCUAACCCAAUUAGACAGUAUGUUAAUACAUCCAAAGUAUCCGCGCAGAAGAGACUGUGAAGUAGCUGGUCUGGAUUUAUCAUGUUUUCCUGUUCUCUUGCUUCUGUGCAGUUGCCUGAUAAACUCAUUCGUUGUAAACUAGCUCGUUCUAACUUUUGAACACCUGCGCAAGGCGCGCGAGGGUCUAAUUAUUUGUGCAAAUGAUCUCUUUUUGUUUCUCCUUCUGGAUAUUUUGAACGCUUGAAUGUAGUAGCUUCACUGUA
Molecule: messenger RNA, 3621 nt
Organism: Setaria italica (foxtail millet)
Lineage: Eukaryota; Viridiplantae; Streptophyta; Magnoliopsida; Poales; Poaceae
Product: methyl-CpG-binding domain-containing protein 13
Exons: 10
Coding region: 308-3172 (954 amino acids)
Molecular function (GO): DNA binding
Source: RefSeq, a predicted model, not a curated record